AACCACUGAAAAGCAACAAUAGCCUACUUUCUCUUUUUCAAAGCGAAAAAUCUUGGACUAUCUCACUCUUGAUGUUUUUUUUUCCCUCUCAGCCAGACGCCAUAUGCACGCCUCCGCUAGUCGACCCACUUUUGACUGGACAGACCAUUUCGGCUGCCUCUAUCAUUAGUCUGGUUAUCACAGGGUUAGAAAAUCUGAAGUUUAACUUCUAACCAACUCGUUUACACUUGAUUCCAAGACUAAUCGUGCAACACACUGGGGGGAACAUGUAGACAUGGAUUUUAUGAAGCUGUUUGGCACUGUUAUCGCCGUUUUGUUCCACCCUGGAUCCGCGUCUAAAAUAAAUGGCCAAAGGAUCUGUCGGCGCGGGACAGAGCGUCCAUGCUACAAGGUGUCGUACAUCCAGGACAGCAGGCAGAGGCUGACCUUCGAGGAUGCCAGGCAGGCCUGCAGGUCGGAUGGAGGCGACUUGCUCAGCAUUGAAACAGAAAGCGAGCAGCGGCUGAUGGGGAGGUUUAUACAGCAGCUGCAGGCUGGAGAUGGAGACUUCUGGAUCGGGCUCCGGCGCAGCCCACAGCGUUACAGGGCAGGCACCACGAGCCCAGGGUGCCCCUCGCAGUACUAUUGGCUGGAUGGAAGCAAGGCCAAGUUCAGGAACUGGCAUUGGGACGAGCCAUCGUGUGGUGUUGAAAUGUGUGUGGUUCUCUACUACCAGCCCUCUGCACCACCUGACGAAGAAGGUCAUUUCCUGUUCCAGUGGAACGAUGACAACUGCAACUCCAAAAACAAUUUUGUGUGCAAAUACCCGGAAGAAAAAGUACCAGUAUUUACUGAGGAAGGGAACACCGCACAUGCAGUUCCAUCUCUGAGGCCAAACAUAUUGUCAACUACAGAGAGAGAUGAGAGGAUAAAAAUAGGACUACCUGAGUCAUCAGUGUCUCUCUCAGACAACACCCUGUAUGUUUCCUACAUCCUUUAUGCAACUAUGCCUGCUCUGCUACUGCUGCUGUUUGCAGCCGCUGGAUUCUUCUGCUAUAAACAGCAUGCUAAGAGGAGGAAGACCGAAACAGAAAGCUACCCCAGCAGAUCAAAACCGUGGACGUCAACAACAGCAUCACCUUAUGCCAUACAAGGACCUUACGCCUUUAGUGACAUUAGCAAACUGCCGCCUCACACUGCUCUGGACAGCAGCAUACCAGCAGACAUCAUGAAAAAGUACUCCUGUGCUCCUUCCCAGGACUCCUGUUGCGACGACUAUGAGAAUGUGUCAUGUGCGGAAAGGGAGAGCGGCUUUGUGACCAAUGACAUCUAUGAGACCUGCAGAGCCCAGAGCCGGCAGACUGGUUGGGUGGAAAAUGAGAUCUAUGGAUAACACUGUUGAUGCAGCCAUAUCUGGUCUCUGUGAGUGUCUGUCAACCUCAUACCAGCUAUAGAAUGUGACCCAGCUAGACAGAGGAACACAAUGUUCUCAAUCCCUUUCUUCCUGUACCCUACUGGUUACUUGUGUGGUUCAGGCUAACUAAACAUGCGUCUGUGUCGGCCUGGACUUAGACCUAUAUUAAAUAAUCUCCUGUGUGUACCUCCAGUGCUGCAUCUUGAGCAUCCAGCAUCCAAAGCUGCAAGUCAGAUAAAUGCUUAAAGCAGGGUUUCCCAAAGUAAUGUCAACUGUGAGUCCAUAUUUAGGCCCCAAACUUCCCAGAACCCCAACAAUAAAGAGUUCUCAAAUUGGGAAUCUAAGCAUGGCAUACAUUUGGAUUCAAGAUUAAUAAAUGGGUUAUAUAAAAUUGGUAAUAUAUUUAAGAUAUUUCUAAUAAAUGUUUGCUAAAUAAAUGCUAACAUUUGCUAAUUAGCACUAAAGACAAAGUGCAGCAGAUGUUGAGGGAAAUUAUUAGAUUUGCAGAUAUUUGGUUAUAAACCAAAGUAUUAAAUGGAUUACAAGUUAGGGAAUCCAAUCCAAUAGUUUAGACACUUUACUCUGAGCCACAAAUGUCAACCUUAUGGUGAUUCUAUAACAUUGAGAUGCAUCAUCUGGACAAAUUCUCUGACAAAUUAUGUAACUUCACAGCAGCACAAAGGCUUUGGUUUCAAAGAAUGAUCUCAAAUAUGCAUUACUGAGUCAGGGCAGGUUAGCGGUACAGCAGCGCUGCUAUAUUUCGGUAUGGUGGAUUGCACAUUUAACCAUGGGUGUGCAAAUUUUGACAACUCACGCAAGGUUACGCAUCUUGUAAACAAUCCAAAAAUAGUCUAUUCAGCCGCUUUCAAAUCACGUCACUAGAUAUUAUGAGACACAAGGAUAGAAAGAUCCUGUUGUCUUUCUACAACAGUGGAGUUAUCCUAUUCAGGGACUAUUCUGACCCUUUCUCUAAACCUAAAGAGUGGUGUCAGCCCAGUGUAAGGCUUCCUGUUUGGACUCUGAUGUCAGGGAACAGGACAGUACAUGCGGAAACUCUGAUGACAGAACUCUGCUGACCCCAGUAAAGCUCAAAGCUGUGGGCUUUCCCAGACCCCACCUGACUGUGGGGGAAACUCAACCCUUCCACUGAUCUGACAGUACAGAAAGUUUUUAGGAGUGACCAUUUUUUGAGUAUGUCAAUGUCAUGGAUUAAUUAAUCGGUGUUUGCUUGUAAAUGCCUGCCUUGUAAAUUUGUAAAAUAAUCAUGGAUAUACAUUACUAAACACAAAUGCCUUUGUUAUUUCUGAGUGGACUGCUGGGUCUGUGUCUUAGAAAUAUGUAGCAAGCCCAGUAAGGAGAGGCUGAGUGUGUUCUUGGAGAAUGUUAGACAGGAAAUGCCAAAAGCACAUCUGGAACUCUUACAUUCAGGAAGUCUAUGCGUGACAGCGGGGGCCUUCGGAGUGCUGCUCUGCCUGCCCGUAAUCCACUGCUCUGUGUUAGACUGUCAAUGCAUGAGCUGAAGAGAACAACUGUUGGGUGUGAACGUGUGCUGAAUCUUAAACAUGAUGUGAUCUUUAGAUGUCAAAUAAAGUUUGGUUACAAGA
Perca flavescens (yellow perch) is the source of this 2997-nucleotide messenger RNA. It is a transcript of the gene laynb, whose product is annotated as layilin b. NCBI's taxonomy places the organism in Eukaryota, Metazoa, Chordata, Actinopteri, Perciformes, Percidae. The record is from RefSeq and is a predicted model, not a curated record. The coding region runs from base 275 to 1372 and encodes 365 amino acids. The transcript has 7 exons. Gene Ontology annotation, molecular function: hyaluronic acid binding.